This is a messenger RNA of Orbicella faveolata, 2528 nucleotides long. RefSeq lists its product as uncharacterized. NCBI's taxonomy places the organism in Eukaryota, Metazoa, Cnidaria, Anthozoa, Scleractinia, Merulinidae. The record is from RefSeq and is a predicted model, not a curated record.
GUGUCCUAACGGUACAAGCUCUAGACGCUCGGGAGUGUUUGCACACACGUCGUUAAUGAGAGAUUGAACUUCAAGUUCUUCGUCUCUUUUCACGUCAACUAUUACCCAGCGACAUAAAAUGGAACCAGGCAAGCAAGGAGUUAAAGCAGAUGGCCAGAAAUUGAAUCUCACUUUGGCUUCAAGUAAUGAGGGCUGGGACAAGGCUGUGAAUGGACAGUUGCUUCUUGAAUUUGCCAGCAAUUCAAGAGUGAAAGUGAGUGGAUUUGUACCAAAAAGCACUCAACAACAGAGAGAAGAUGCUAAGAAGUUAGGUAUAGAGCUUGUUGAUGCAAAGGAACUCCCUGGUCACUCUUCAUCAGAUCUGCUGGCAUAUCCACCUGACAGUCUUAACAUUGAUGUCCUGAUGAUACACUCUUAUGGCCGAGAUGUGGGGCGACAAGCACAAGUUAUCAAGGAGACAAAGAAGUGCAAAUGGCUUCAUGUUCUGCACACUGUAAGUGAAGAACUUGUGAAAUUUGCAGCUGAGUACGAGUCUGAGCAUGAAGUGCAGCUGGCAUUGUGCCAGAAGGCUGAUAUUGUGAUUGCAAUUGGACCCAAAGUAGCAGAAGCUUACCAAUCUGCUCUCCGCUCCAGUGGAAAGCAGAAAGACGUCAUUGACCUAACACCUGGAAUUUUUCACAACUUCAUUGGUGUGCAGCCACCACCAGUGGAUGGAGAAACAUUUCGUGUGCUAAUCAGUGGAUCAUUGAAAUAUUUCAAAAUCAAGGGAUGUGAUAUCGCCGCAAAAGCAAUCAAGUUACUGAAUACGCCAUCCUUCCACCUCGUGUUUGUUGUGAAGCCUACUGAAAAUGCUGCAGAGAUAACCCAAGCCUUACUUGGCGAGGGCAUUGAUCCUGACCAACUCACUGUGAAAGUGUCAGGGAGCAGUGAAGAUUGGACCAAGCUGCUUUGUGAGGCAGACCUUGCCAUUAAGCCAUCCAGGACAGAGGGUUUUGGAAUAAGUGGUCUCCGUGCCAUUUCUGCAGAUCUUCCUGUUCUUGUCAGUGGGAACAUUGGUCUUGGUGUUGCCCUGAAGAAGCUGCCCUCUGGAGCAAACUAUGUCGUGGAAUCUGAUGACCCUCAGGUUUGGGCCGACAAAAUGAAGGAGGUCAGAGCAAAGGACCCUGUAGCACGCAGUUUAGAAGCUGUGGUACUGAGAAAGGAAUACAAUGGCCAAUUUAACUGGAAGGAUCAGUGUGAUAAGCUAGUUGACAAAAUGUUUACUAUGAUUCCUAAAUAACUUGGGAUGUACAUGUAUAUUAACAUGUGAUCAAAGCAGACUUUAGUAGCAAAAAAGCAUUGUUAUUAUUUUGCUGUGUUUUCUUUGAAAAAUGUUACAUAAGUAGUGCUUGUCAUGGUUUGAGAGAUAGAUGUGCAGAUUUCAAAAGUACCAUGUUGUGAAAAUUGAUAUUAGUGCAGCUAUGCUUUGAAUAUCUAUAAGUUGGAGAGAAGUAUAAUAUUUCUUAGACCGUCCCCAACAUUCCGUAUUGUAUGUGUUCUAGAUAGUUCUAUGGAUGAGAGCCAACCUGUGGUUGUUGUUUGGCGUGCAUGAACAUUUGUGUGGAAAUACAACUUAUAAAGGACACUGUGGAUCUCAAUAGAGUUGCAUCUGCAUCCAUGUGACAUUUUUAAAUCAAAUUUAUAAUGCCACCUCCACUGGGGAUGAAAUGAACACGUAUUACAGAAAUGUCUGCAUAAACAAACCAAAGGCACAUCCUGUGGAAUUCACUUGUCGCUUUUAGUAAAGGAAAUCGUUUCCAGUCAGCACAGUUAUUAUUAUUCUUGUCUGUGAAUCUUAAUUUAAUAGGAUUGAUCUUUUAAAAUCCAAUUUUUUAAACAAAGGUACAUGUAGUAUAUGUUACAUUUUUUUGACUGUAAAACACACUGUAUUGUGAACAUUGGAUUCUUGAUUGAUUUCGAACUUAGAAUUGUUGGGUUUUUAUGGAGGGAGGAAACCAAGCUGGAUCCAGGAUUCAUGUGACAUGGUGGAGAGGCUAGCACACUCACUAAGUGCUGUGCCCUCCCUUCAGCCCCUCUGUAGAUGUAAGUAGCCAUUAUAUCAUUUUUGUGGUCAGUGAAAAUUUAAGGUCGAAUGUUUGUAGCUCAAUGGGAAUAAGUAACAUCAAGUUAUUUUCAGGUUAAUGCAUCUCUCAGAGUUUGGCUAAAAGCCAUCUUGAUUCUCAUUAUGUAUGAUUUUAUGUAUGAAUGAAUCAUUGCUUUAACUGAUAACAAUUUAUAUCAGCCAAUCAGAUAUCACUCUUGGAUGGGGAUAAUAAAUAUUGAUAGACAUGACAAAAGCAACUUCUCUCUUUACUCAUUUUCCUUUUGUCCUGAUUGUCUGAAUGCCUCCUAGCAUUAGUCAAUUUAAUAAUAAAUUUAGUUUAUUCUUACAUUGAAAUAUUUUUUCUUGAAUCUGUUGACUGAACUACAUGAGCAAAGCUGCAUGCAGAUUGAAGUGCUACAUGACAAUAAAACUUUUUGUGUUUAAU